Molecule: messenger RNA, 309 nt
Organism: Rangifer tarandus platyrhynchus (Svalbard reindeer)
Lineage: Eukaryota; Metazoa; Chordata; Mammalia; Artiodactyla; Cervidae
Source: the annotation of a GenBank genome assembly
AUGAAACAGGCCCUCGCACCGGGCCUCAGAACUUCCCGACAAGGUUGGGGUGCCGCGCUCACGAGUGCCCAGAAGGCCGUUUUGGAAAACGUGCACGUGAUCGUGGAGAGAAAGGACCCAGUCUUCGUGCUGCAGAGUUUCAUCAAGUGGAAAACCAGGGAUGCGAAGGGAUGGGACUCAACCUCCCCCCCGCCCCCCAGACUUCGCAUCCCACCACCAACCCCCACCCUCACCCGGUCUUUUGUCUCCCGACACUCCUCAGCCCCGGUGACACCGGCUCCAUUUCUCCUGAUCCCUCGAGGAGUGUAG